Metschnikowia bicuspidata var. bicuspidata NRRL YB-4993 is the source of this 1608-nucleotide messenger RNA. It is a transcript of the gene BRF1, whose product is annotated as transcription factor TFIIIB subunit. The transcript is spliced from 3 exons. Gene Ontology annotation, cellular component: transcription preinitiation complex; transcription factor TFIIIB complex; nucleus. NCBI's taxonomy places the organism in Eukaryota, Fungi, Ascomycota, Pichiomycetes, Serinales, Metschnikowiaceae. The record is from RefSeq and is a predicted model, not a curated record. The coding region runs from base 1 to 1608 and encodes 535 amino acids. Gene Ontology annotation, biological process: DNA-templated transcription initiation; transcription preinitiation complex assembly; transcription by RNA polymerase III. Gene Ontology annotation, molecular function: RNA polymerase III general transcription initiation factor activity; RNA polymerase III type 3 promoter sequence-specific DNA binding; TBP-class protein binding.
AUGAGCAAACUCGCCGCCGCAAAGCCCUGUGCCGGGUGCGGCCACACGGAAUUCACGCGCGACUUCCUGGCCACCGCCGGCGACAUUUUGUGUCUGCAGUGUGGAAUGGUGCAGAUCGAAAACCCCAUUGUGUCGGAGGUGCAGUUUGGCGAGUCCUCCAGCGGCGCCGCCACGGUGCAAGGCGCCAUGGUGGGCGCGGACCAGGCCCGCGUGUACAACAUGCGCAACUCGCUCGAGAGCAGGGAGCAGACGUUGAUGAACGCGCGGCAGAAAAUCAAGCUUCUCGCCGCGGCCAUGCGCAUCCCCGAGUACAUCCACGAGUCGGCGCACGGCUGGUUCAAGUUGGCGCUCGUGCAGAACUUCGUCCAGGGGCGCCGCUCGCAGAACGUGAUCGCCGCGUGCCUCUACGUGGCGUGCCGCCACGAGAAAACGCCGCACUUGCUCAUCGACUUCAGCUCGCGGCUCCAGAUCUCCGUGUACUCGCUUGGCGCCACGUACCUCAAGCUCGUGCGCGCGCUCCAGAUCCAGCGCUUGCCCUUGGCAGACCCCUCGCUCUUCAUCCAGCACUUUGCCGAGCGCUUGGACUUCGCGGAGCACACGGCCAAGGUGUGCCGUGACGCCACCAAGAUCGCCCAGCGCAUGUCGUCCGACUGGAUCUACGAGGGCCGGCGGCCCGCGGGAAUCGCGGGCGCGUGUCUCCUUUUGGCCGCGCGCAUGAACAACUUCCGCCGCUCGCACAGCGAAAUCGUGGCCGUGGCCCGCGUCGGCGAGGAGACCUUGCAGAAACGGCUCAACGAGUUCAAGAACACGUCGUCCGCGCUGCUCUCCGUGCUGGCCUUCAGGGAGUCCGCGCCCACGCACGACUCCCAGCCGCCGUCGUUCCACAAGAACAGAUCCAUCGAGAGCAAGAUCGAGGAGUUGCUUCGCCAGCGCUCGCGCACCUUGCAGAACGGAGUCGGCCUCUGCGGCGGACAGAAGGCCGAGGAACGAGAGGCGCGGAACGACGAGCUCUUGAAGGCCGUUCUCCUGGGCGGUGAUAUCAAGGAGGAGGAUUUGGAGAUCGCUUUGGACCGGAUCUUGCAAGGCCAGAAGAAAACCCUCGACAUCUCCUUGUAUCGGACCCCCGCGCAGAUUCAGAACGAGGAAGACCUCCGCAAGCAAAUCGACUUGAACAGGCCCCGGAACUUGGUGCCAAACAACCCAACCACCAGCCAGAUCCUUGCGAAGGUGCGGGACGAGGAGAUCAUCAACACAGAUGACGAGGAUGAGGAGGUCUUGAACAUCAAGCUCAAUGAUGAAGAAAAGCAGCAGAAGGAGCGGAUAUGGAUCGCGCUCAACCACGACUUCUUGAUCGCGCAGGAGAAGAAGCGCUUGAAAAUCGAAGCGGAUGAGUUGACAGGCAACACCUCCGGCCAGCCACGUAAGCGACGGAAAAUCAAGGACGCCGACUCGCUCUUGGACGAUGCUGCGGUCGCAAACGCUAUUAACCUGAUUGGGGAAGGCGGCCGGACGAUUUCGCCUGCUGAAAACGCCAAGCAAAUGCUACAGAAGAAGUCGUUCUCCAGGAAGAUCAAUUAUAGCAGUAUAGGUGAUUUGUUCAAUGAGUAA